UUGUCCGGUACGUACAACAGCGCUUGCCUUGCUUAUUUUGAACUGGAAGAAUCCUAGAUUGAUCGGUCGUCAUGUACGACCGCUAAUUAACAUAACACCAUCCUAAUUGCUCUCGAAGAUAGUUGGUCUUUUACAGACGUCUACCUGCAAGGGUGGCCAUCAGAGCAACCUUUGCGAUGUCGUUUGAUACACCAGCUUCACCACUCAAUGCUUCUGACCCUCAUGCACGCCUUCUUGGUGCUUCAUGCCUGGACUUCCUCCUGAUAGAGCUGGUGCCUAUGGCAGAACGCUUGGCAAAAGAUCUUGCCUCCGACGACACGCUACUAGACGACGAGGAAGUCAGGGAAACGACCUUUUUUCGCCUCGAAUCUCUAGGUUAUAGGGUUGGACAAGGACUCGCAGAACGAUUCUCGCGAGAUCGACCCCGAUUUUCCGAUAACCUUGAUGUUAUCAAGUUCCUUUGCAAGGACCUAUGGACCAUCCUUUUCAAAAAGCAGGUGGAUAACCUUAAAACGAAUCAUCGGGGCGUGUAUGUAUUGACGGACAACUCCUUUCGUCCCUUUUCAAGGAUGAGUACAUCUGUUCGAAAUGAAGCGGUGUCGAUGGCUCAAGCGUACUUAUGGUUUCCAUGCGGUGUCAUUCGCGGUGCUCUAUCUAAUUUAGGUAUCACAACCACCGUCCAGGCAGAGUCUGCUGAACUUCCAGGCGCGACCUUCCAAAUUAAAACCGUCAAUCCCAAACCUUGAAGGUAGCCAGGGCGGGCUGCCUGUAACCGUCUCGCACAUAUCAUGGGUAAAUUUGACAGCGAUUCCCUUUGGCGAUCAAUUUACAGCAUUCAAAACUCCUUGGAGCCUAUCAUCAAUGGAUUGCGGGGCAUGUUUACGGAUAUUGGAGGAUAUGCACAGAGAAUACAUGAUUGUUUCAUUGAUUCAUGCCACUCAUAUCUCCUGAAGUCAAGUGCUUGAAUCAAAGCCAUCUCUCAACAGUCGCACAUUUGUUUGCAGAGCCACACACUUCAAAG
Molecule: messenger RNA, 1021 nt
Organism: Aspergillus heteromorphus CBS 117.55
Lineage: Eukaryota; Fungi; Ascomycota; Eurotiomycetes; Eurotiales; Aspergillaceae
Product: trafficking protein particle complex subunit
Exons: 4
Coding region: 177-746 (189 amino acids)
Biological process (GO): endoplasmic reticulum to Golgi vesicle-mediated transport; regulation of GTPase activity
Cellular component (GO): trans-Golgi network; TRAPP complex; cis-Golgi network
Source: RefSeq, a predicted model, not a curated record